UCAAUGUUAAUAAUGAAAAUGGAAAAGAAAUAAUAUUUAAUAUUAUACUCUUAAUAAAGACAAUAAUCAUACUGUACGUAUUUAUAUAAAGUGAGUGAAUGAAGAAAAAUGGGUAAAUUGGAGAAGAAUAGUGAGAAGUUACAGAAGGAGGCGUUGAAUGCGUCAGAGACGUGGCGCAUUCUGAAGAAUGUGGUGGUUAUCAGUGCGGCUUUCAUGGUGCAGUUCACUGCUUACUCUGGGGCAGCUAAUCUCCAAAGUUCUAUCAAUGCUGAAGCGGGUUUGGGGACUGCGUCGUUGGCAGCAGUGUACGCUGGCCUAAUAUUUUCCAACAUAUUCUUACCAGCUGUUGUUAUAAAAUGGCUGGGCACAAAAUGGGCGAUAUCCAUUUCAUUUAUUACUUAUAUGCCAUACAUAGCGGCACAAUUAUGGCCAACAUUUUACACACUCAUUCCGGCCGCCCUGAUUGUUGGCCUGGGCGGCGGUCCUCUUUGGUGUGCCAAAUGCACAUACAUAUCUGUGGUGUCAGAAGUUCAUAGCAAGAUUUCUAAGAUACCCGUUGAGGCGCUUCUUGUUAGAUUUCUAGGAUUAUUCUUUAUGAUCUUUCAAAUGAAUCAAGUAUGGGGCAAUUUAAUUUCUUCGCUUGUGUUGUCAUCUGGCGAUAAUGCCGCGGCUGUGACCGCUGUUAAUGCCAGUUUGAUACCGGAGAUAUGCGGUGCAAACUUCUUGCCCAGUGCGGAUGCUGGAGAGGCAUUGCAACAGCAACCGGCAGAGAAAAUCCAGAUGAUUGUUGGUAUAUACCUGGCUUGUAUGGCUGGUGCCGCAUUGAUCGUUGCCAUUGGAGUUGACUCCAUGAAAAGAUAUGAUUCUGGCCGUGUCGGCUCCGGUACUGGACUGUCUGGGCUAGCCCUAUUGGUGGUGACAGUGAAACUACUGAUCGAACCUAAUCAAUUGCUGCUGGUGACCAUCAACAUAUUCAUAGGCUUUCAGCAGGCUUUCUUUGGUGCCGAUUUUACAGUGGCCUUCGUAUCUUGUGCAGUUGGUACUGGGUCAGUGGGUUUUGUGAUGUUGACAUACGGUUUGGCGGAUGCUAUAGGAUGUGUAGUAACUGGAUAUAUUGCUAAGAUUACAGGUCGUCUUCCUUUGAUAUGUUGUGCUCUGACGGUUCAUAUAGCGUUAUUUAUCACGGUGCUGGUGUGGCGGCCUCAGGCUGGACUCAGUCACGUCAUGUACAUUAUAGCAGUGUUGUGGGGCUUAUGUGAUUCUGUAUGGAUUGUUCAAAUUAAUGCGUAUUACGGGCUCCUAUUCCCUGGUAGAGAGGAGGCGGCAUUCUCGAACUUUCGACUUUGGGAGUCCGUUGGGUACAUAAUAGCGUACCUGAUAUCACCAUACAUGAGGACGAGUUCGAAGACAUACGUUAUGCUCGCCUUACUAAUAGUUGGGGUGUUGUGUUACUUCACUGUAGAGUACCGGGAACGGAAAGUGAAAAUGUUUGAUAUAAAUAACCUGAAUUUAAAAAACAAGGAGCCGUGCUCUGAGAAAGGCUGUGAUAACAUAACUUUUCAGCACAUUGAAUGA
Messenger RNA from Achroia grisella, 1575 nucleotides. RefSeq names its product UNC93-like protein. The transcript has 10 exons. NCBI's taxonomy places the organism in Eukaryota, Metazoa, Arthropoda, Insecta, Lepidoptera, Pyralidae. Gene Ontology annotation, molecular function: potassium channel regulator activity. The coding region runs from base 109 to 1575 and encodes 488 amino acids. The record is from RefSeq and is a predicted model, not a curated record. Gene Ontology annotation, cellular component: striated muscle dense body; plasma membrane. Gene Ontology annotation, biological process: regulation of potassium ion transport; regulation of muscle contraction.